Molecule: messenger RNA, 584 nt
Organism: Crotalus tigris (Tiger rattlesnake)
Lineage: Eukaryota; Metazoa; Chordata; Lepidosauria; Squamata; Viperidae
Product: avidin-like
Exons: 4
Coding region: 33-581 (182 amino acids)
Molecular function (GO): biotin binding
Source: RefSeq, a predicted model, not a curated record
GAGCUGGCACGUCUAGAUUCCUGGACACCACCAUGGCGAUUGGCCUGGCAGCUCUGGGGCUCCUCGCUUUCCUGCUCGGCUGCUCCGGAACCUUUGUCGAACCCCAAAACUCGGAGCGAACCGCCAAGUGCUCCCUGACUGGCAGAUGGGUGAAUGACAGGGGCGCCAAGAUAGUCAUCAGCCACAACAUUAAUGGGGUGUUCAGCGGCGUCUACGUGGCGGCCCCAAGUGCCACCAACAAGACCAUCCCGCCACUCAUGCUGCAGGGCAUCCAGCACCUGGAUCCUCAACCCACUUUUGGCUUCAUUCUCAAGUCAAACAUCUCUGCCUUCACCACUGUCUUUGUGGGCCAGUGUUUCCAAGAUGAGAACAGAGAGGAGCAGCUGGAGACAGCCUGGCUGCUGCAAAGAAACUUGCCAUCCGCGGCAGAAAAUUGGAAGGCAACCAGUGUUGGCACGGACACCUUCAAGAGGGUGAAGAGAGCCAGCCUUCCAUUGUUUCUGCGUUUGGGGGGAAAUGGGGAGGAUGACCCUUCCUACUUUACCCAUGAGACCCUCUUCUCCAAUAAAAUGUUUCUAUGAGUA